Messenger RNA from Macrobrachium nipponense, 2805 nucleotides. RefSeq names its product nuclear envelope phosphatase-regulatory subunit 1-like (gene Cnep1r2). The record is from RefSeq and is a predicted model, not a curated record. Gene Ontology annotation, cellular component: Nem1-Spo7 phosphatase complex; cytoplasm. The transcript is spliced from 6 exons. NCBI's taxonomy places the organism in Eukaryota, Metazoa, Arthropoda, Malacostraca, Decapoda, Palaemonidae. The coding region runs from base 383 to 763 and encodes 126 amino acids.
UUGUGUUUUUCUAGAGUUGUUAUUGGUUUUGUUUGUUGGAAGGUUGUUGUGCUGGUGUUUGUAUAGUUGGAAGGUUGUUGAGCUUGUGAUUUCUUGGUGUUGUUUGUGAGUGGUUGUAUGUGGACUUUUAAGUUGUUGUUUUGAUGUUUGUCUGCACAGUAAUUUGUUGAGUUAUUGUAUUGUUGUAGUACUCGGUUGGUUGUAUUAUGUCGUGAUUCUCGGCGGUGGUUGUGUCUCGAGUUUCUCGGCGACCUUAUCCAGCAGACAACACAGCUUCUUGCCUUGAAGACAAGUCAUAUCUGAUAUCUGUGCUGCAGCGUGGAUUCAGGUCUGAACAACCAUUUUUUUUUAUACAAAUGGAUUAUCUGCACAAGUAGAAAGGAUGUCUUUGGAGCAGACAGCUUGUGAAGAUUUAAAGGCCUUUGAAAGAAGACUCACUGAGGUUAUUGCGCGUCUUCAGCCAGCCACAACACGAUGGAGAAUGGUGUUGGUAAUUGUUGCUGCAUGUACAGCUUUAGGAGCUUACCUUUGGUUAACAGAUCCUGUUACACAGGAUGCCACUUUUCUGCAGUCUCUUCUAAACCAUUUAUUCUUCACAUUUGCUGCAUCGGCCUUAAUUCUCCUGUUUAUCAUGGGCAUACAUAGAAAAGUUGUUUCUCCAUCUAUCAUUACUUCAAGAACUCGAGCAGUAUUAGUAGAUUUUAACAUGUCAUGUGACGAUACAGGAAAACUCAUCCUGAAGCCCCGACCUACGACCACCUGAGUGUACUAGAUUUUAGGAUAAAACCAAUUACCUUUAUAUAUUUUAGGAAAUAAUAUAUUCUCAAAAGUAGACCAAGCAGGAACAUCGUUUAUUAAGGCUUGGACGUUUUGCUUCUUGAAACAGAAGGUUGAAUUUUAUUAGGAACUGAAUAAUGUGUGUACUACACUAAUUCAUUAAUAUACAGUACAUGUACUAGCUCACUAACAUCCAGUACAUGCAUUUGCUCAUUGAGCAGGUGAAUGAUCUUUUAGCCAUGUGUCCUGGUGCUGGAAAGACGCAGUACGUAUUGGUUAAAGCUGGUAUGUCAUCGAAUUGUAUAAAAAUGUUUCCAGAUUACGUAGUGCUGUAGUACUCAUAAAUGCAGUGUAUCAGUGCAUUUUUCCCUUAUUUCACUCUUGGUAUACAAGCAGGCCUUGGAAGUGAUGUUGAAAUGUUUUGUUUUUCUCUUGAUUCUUGUAAUAAUAGUAUGGUGUUUAUCGUAUUUGCCUCUUUACUUAUUUAGCAGAUCUCUAGAUUUAUCGAAAAUAGUUAAUAUUUAAAAAGUUUAUUUGUUAAGUGAUAUAUCAUGGUUUAGCAGUCAGUAUGGGAAAUUUGUUAGAUUAUCUGUACUAGAAUCUUAUCAUACACAGCUGCUUCCAUAAACAGAAGUAAAAUUUCAACUUAAGAAACCAAGUGCUAUUCCAAAUAGUAAUACUAGUGUACAGUAUAGAACUUACUGAGCCAAUAUAUUUCAUCUUUUAUAAAAUUGGAUGAUCAUAUAGCUGCUUUAGCACAUAUUGAAAUGUGAUAUCUUUGAUUUUUGUGUCUGCCAUGAAUUAUACAGCUAGUUGUCAACUUAGUCUGCAAUUGGUUACAACCAACCGGUCGUAAAUCGAUUUGGACUAAAGUCGGCCUAUGUUAAAUUACUGUAAGAAUAUUGUACUGUGGAAAUCAGCUGAGGGCGAUUGUGAGGAAAGUUUAUUUUGCUGUACUGAACUCGGAUCGGAGCGAUUUUCUUGUUUUUAGAUAGCGUAAAUGAAUCUCGAUACUCUAUUGACAUGGGACAAGGUUAUUUUACAUUAUACCAAGUAUUUUCAAGUUGAAAUAUCACUUGAAUACGUAUCAUUGUGAAAGAAUUUUUUUUUUUUUUUUUUUUUUUUUUUUUUUUUUUUUUUUUUUUUUUUUUUUUUUUUUUUUUUGUAGAUGGCGCUGAGGGCAAUGUUUAUUGCAUAAAAAAAUCAACAGAUUGCAUUCGGUAUUUUCACUUGAUUUCAUUACAAUACUACGAGCUUUAGUACAUAUAUAUUUUUUAUUGGAGUGAAAACAGUAAAAUGUGUUCUUUCAUGCCAAAUAGUUUUAAUUAGAAUAAGUUUCUCUCAAAUUUUGUCUACGGUCGAGUUUGAUGGUGCUAUACCGAAUCUUGUGGGAGUUUCAUCCAUGUUGCCGAUGCACGAUAAUAGUCAUUAGCAAAUGAACAUUCUUUCCUCGGCUUCAGCUACAUCUUGCAGCUUAAAUUUAGCAGUAUAUGCCCUUGCUGAUCUUUUUAGUGUUCUCUUUUACUUUUUUAACUUGAAAAUGGGAUAGAUAAACGCAAGACACAAUGGACACAGAGGAUGUGCACUGUACCAGGCUACUGCUUACACUGAGUGAGCACGUGAGCUGUGUGUGUGUGGAGAGGCGGGAGAUGGGGUGGUCGUAAAGUCGACCAGUCGUAACUUGCAUAGGUCGUAAGUCAACAACUAGCUUUACAGAAUUCUUGCUGAAGAUGAAGAAAUAAUGGAAUUAGCAGUUUAAAGUGUUGUGUUUUGAUAACUAACAAACCUUUGUGUCACUCCCUCUUUUGAAAGCAGUCAUAGCUAUUUAUUGAACCGAGAUGCCUGUCAAAAUGACAGUUAUUUUUUUAUAAGCACUUUAACAAAUAGUGUAUGAAUACAUUAAUAUUUUGUAAAUUACAGGUAUGUACUUACAUCUAGCUCAAAUAGUAAAAAUUUUUAAUACAGAUAAUGCUGUAUAAAAGUUCACAAUUAAUAUGUACUCGUGUAAAUAAAAUUUACGUCUUCUAA